ACACUUACUUUUCGUUAACUCCCAAAUGCACCCAGUCCAGUUGAUCGAAUUGUGAAGCAGGGAAGUAAAACCAGCCUAAAAAAAGACAAAAAUCAUUCUCCAUUCAAAGUCAAAAUUCAAAGAGAUUGAAACUGAGAUUGAUGCUUAACAACCACCAUGACAAAAGCUGAAUUUGAGUAAAAAAACUAAAGACAAAUCGAGAAAAGAUAUUGGAUUGAGGAAUCUAAAAGGGAUCUUCUUGUGAACUAAAAAAUCUAGGAAAUUGAAGGAUUUUUUAAGGAAAUUCAAGAGCAAGAAGAAAAUUGGUGUCAUGACGCUAGCUUUGAAUUCCUCAACCAUUAGUGUCCAACCAUUCAUCCUUCAUCAAGGUUCGCGAUGGUGCCUUUCUCCAGCUCCUCCAUCGCCUUAAAUGCCACUUGGAAUCUCGGCUCCAUCUUCACCACAAACUCAUCUGUGAACCCGAUUCGACUAACAUCUAGGUUCCCACUUGUUCCAACUUCAUGCUCUGUGCCGAUGAAACUAAUGAUGAUGAAGAAGAGGAAGAUGAGGCUACAGAUGAUUAGGAUGAGGAUGGAGGUAAGGAGGAAGAUGGAUCUGGUGAGGAUGAUGAAUAGCAAGGAGAAGGGAAAGGAAAGAAAGAAAGAAAGAAAGAAAGAAAGGGCAGGACAUACGUGCAAGUUUCCGAAUAUCUCGGCGCGCUUAACGAUGUCCAGAGAAAUUUCCGGCAGCACGGUGGGUAAGAGCCUCAGCGAGAUAUCGGAGGCGGCGACCACGCGGCUGAGCGUCGACCUAGUUUCGGCGACGAGGCGGAAUCUCGAGUUCUUGAGGAUUGUCAGCGGGUGGCAGUGGCUUCACCAGAGAUCAACGACUCUUGAGGCAGUCAGGAGGUACGAUGAGCUGUGGAUGCCGUUGAUUGCUGAUCUGACGGUGGGAUCAACGCCACCGAUGGUUCUGCCUCCGGUUGAUGUUGAGUGGGUUUGGUUUUGUCACACCUUGAAUCCUGUCAGUUACAGGCAAUAUUGUGAAUCAAGGUUCUCAAAAUUGAUUGGGAAACCAGCUAUUUUUGAUGAAGAAAACAAAGAAUAUGCAUUGAUGAGAUGCAGAGAUGUGUGGGUUGACAGAUACCCAACUGAACCUUUUGAGAAUGAGGUGGAUUCAUAUUCUGAAGAACAAAUCCUUGUAAAGGAAGAUCUUUUGAAUGAAGUUAAAAAGCACAGGUUUUUGUAUUCAAAAUUUUCAGAACCAUACUUGUGUGAGAUGUUGUAUUUGACAGCAGCAAGACAAAGGUAUAAAGGAUUCUUGUAUGUGAUGCAAAGAUUCAGAGAUUCAUGUCCUCGUUUCGUGCCUACAGUGGAUAUUCUGCUAAUAUUGCUGAUCCAUCAGAGCUAUCCAACAGUGUAUGCAGAGGAUUUGAAGGAAAUGUGGGUUGAUAUGGGUAAGAUUGUGGGGGCAUGGGAGACUGUCAAGGAAAAGGAGCUGGAAUCCACCAAGAAGCUUUGGGAAAGAACAGUUGAUCAGCCUUAUGAGAAAGCUGGAGGUGGGCUUUCCAUGGAACUGGAGAGGGUUGUCCCGGUGAAGCCACCAGUUUACUGGGAGGUUUCUGAAACAGAUGUCAACAGCAAAUAUAAGUCCAUGGUUCCCAGGUUCCUACUUGAGGUUUGUGUUUCAGUGAGGCUUAACACUGGCAUGAAGACACUAAAGGAUGGUAUAAAACACGAGUUUCUACGUCUGAGGGUAAUAAGAUGUCACAGGGAACUCAAGCUAGAUAAACAGAUCUCUGACUUCACCCAUGAUUCAUGGCAAAAGGCGUGGUAUCUCUAUGGUGAGUUUGGAACCAAAGGACUUACAGUGGAGCUUCAUGGUCGUGGUGGCCUCUGCUUCAGUGGAAGUAAAUUGCUAGAUGCAAGAACAUUUUAUUGGAAUGAUUUACUGAGAGCACCUUCUCUUACUCUAGAAAGAGAGGUUGACCAAGUUAGAAUUGUUGCUUCAAUAACACCCCCAGUUCAAGCAACAUACUUGUUGAAAUGCGUGCCAGACAGAGUCACAGAUGAUUCAGGAGCCAUGGUAUCAGAUGUGAUUCUGAAAUUGAAUAAUUAUAGGCCUCAAGAAGGUCGGUGGCUGUCACGCACGGUUCUGAAUCAUGCCGGGAGAGAGUGUUUUGUUGUUCGAAUAAGAGUUGGAGGGGGAUUUUGGAGACGGGGAGGGGAAACACCUUCAGCUGUAAAAUGGGAGGAUAGGAUAAUUGAGAUACGGGAAGGUUCUUGGUCCUAUGUUGCCGGUUCCAUUGGUAGAGCUCCAGAGAAAGUGGUAGGAACAGCAACACCAAAAGAACCCCCAGAGCAAUGGCAAGCUGCUUGGCAUUUUUCAACAGGAGAUGAAUUGAUGAUAAGCUGGGGAUCGUCAACAUCAACUUCUGGAAUGAGUUUUUGUCUAAGAAAUCAAACAUCUUUAGACUCAUCAGUAAUGUUAUUGAGGGGGCGGAAAAUGCAAUAUCAAGUAAAGGCAAGUAAUUCAGCCUCAAAGAGUAAUGAUAAACAACCUGAAAGCAACGAGAGAGAAGGUGACAAGGAGGACGAUGAGGAGGGAUUCGUGACUCUCAUCAGAUUCACUGACGAGAACCCAACAGGAAGAGCAACAGCUCUAUUGAACUGGAAGCUUCUGGUGGUGGAACUAAUGCCAGAAGAAGAUGCAGUAUUUUUACUUCUGCUGUGUGUUUCCAUUCUCAGGAGUGUGUCUGAGAUGAGAAAGCAAGAUGUGGGGUGUCUUUUGAUUAGGAGGAGAUUAAAGGAAGCAAGAAUCGGUGCUAGAGAUUGGGGUUCCAUAGUGCUUCAUCCUUCAUGCUCUCCUUCCAUUUCUUCACCUUAUUUACAGCCAUGGCACUGGAAUGCUAACCUGGUAAUGGCAGCAUCAGAUGCAGCAGCAGCUGGGAAUUUCACAAGGCAGCCGGCAUUGAAUUAUUCUCCAGUAGGAGGUGGGGAUAAGUUGUACAAGAGAGGAAUCAUUGCAUAAGCAACUGAAUUGGUGUACGUUACAGAAACCUAUCUUUUUGAUAAAAUAACACUUCGGUUCAGAGGUUUUAGAAAGAAGGCCUGCAAUAAUCAACUGCAUAAAUUCGGGCUGUGGUGAUAUGCUGUAUGGCGAUAAGGAAGCUGUGGAUGAAAUUGAAAUUGACGACCGAGAUCAAAUUUAGAACAUUCCUUUGGCUUGAAGGGAGAGGGCAUGAAUGUUUGUUUUCUCAGCAGAAGUGGAGCAGGAAUCCGAGGAUGUGUACUUCAGGAGUCACACUUUAAGUUAAGGAAGCCCAGGUUGGUUAACACUUGAGUUAUGUUAAUUCAGAUAUGAGGAAUAACAAAAUAAACUUUAACAAAACGGGCUUCUCAUGUUCUGGGGUUACAAAAUUUAUCAAACAGAAUAUCAACCCCAAGAUUCAAUAAACUGGUAAAUAAGUGUGAUUAAUGUAGGGUUGUAUCUUUAAAAUCGUUUUAUAGAUAUGUGCAAAAACUUGAUCUGAGGAUACUUUGAUUGUCCAAAUUUAAAAAAAUCAAACACGAGUAUUCCA
This is a messenger RNA of Rubroshorea leprosula, 3559 nucleotides long. NCBI's taxonomy places the organism in Eukaryota, Viridiplantae, Streptophyta, Magnoliopsida, Malvales, Dipterocarpaceae. The record is from the annotation of a GenBank genome assembly.